UUUUCCUCCUUGUAGUGCCUCCUUGAACAAAACAGUAUAUGCCUCUACCUAUUGGUUGACAAUCAAUAUUAAUUUUGAGAGAAGAUGUGGUAUAAAUAGCAGUGAUUUUCUUGAAAUUAAAUUUCUGAAAUACAGACUUUAAAAACUAUUCUGAAGAGUUGCCACUUAAAGGGCAGGCUUUGAGGCAAGUUUUCUUUCCUCUUCCGUACAGUGUGGAUGUCAGCUUGAGUACUUUCACAAUCUGUUUUUAACCCACUGUCAUUUGCAUGGUGAACACUUAACUGCUAUUGGUCCAGAAAGGUGUUUGUGGGUUUUUUGUUGCUCUUAUUUCACUUCUUAUUUUCUUUAAAAUCAUUUCCUGAAAACUUAGUACAGAAAUGUAACCUACUGCAGCAAGUGAGAUGAUCUUCUGGAAAUCUUUACUUUUGCUUCACUCUGAGGAUAAUUUGCUUCAGGCAAGAGAUUUUUGGGUGCUGCUGAAAUUUCGGAGAUCUGGGAAAAUAGGGUAAUAACAUGACACCAGCUCUUAAGCAGCAACAUCUGCUGUGGUUCAAAGCCACACAAAGAAAGCUGCUUAAGCAGUUGAAUAUUUUGGACUGCACGGACAAGUGUGGUUCAACUGCAAAGACUGCAGAGUGGAGGAAACUUAAAGUUUAGAGAAGUUGUUUAAAAAUGGAGUCGUGGAAGAUGAGCAUCUUUAAGAGACAAACAUCACCUUGUCCUCCAAGCUAUCGAAGAUCUUUGUCAGAACCUGCUUAUGCAAAUUCAGAGAUAGGAACAAGCUUAAAGAAUUAUCCUUGGCGUGGUCCAGUGAAAAGCAAGAGGAAGAAAAAUGAACAUGCUGUUUCCAACCUAGGAAAGCCACUGGGUGCUUAUCGGUGGCAAACACAUCCCAGCUUUAGGUGGAAAGGGGGCAAAAGGGAGAGAUGGCAGACUAAUAAAGGAGACGUGGAUGAAGCACAACACAAGGUCGUGCCAAAGAUGGUUGGUAAUAAUGCCUCUUCCUCUGCUAAUGAGGUCCUUGGAACAUCAACAGAGAAGCUGAACCUGGUCAACACCCGGUCACUUCGGGUUCCAUUCACCAGAUCUAUUUCAGAGCCAGAACCCCGCUGCAGUAUCAGAUUUGGUAGACCGUGGCCGACUUCAGUGAGGUCAGAGGAGUCUGAGCAGCAGGGAUAUUUCAUCCGUGGCAUUUUUUCUACUCUUUCCAAUGGCUUCUCCAGGAUGCUGAGUUUAAGAGGAGAAUCAACCAAUGAGCCAGUAAGAGAAGAUGUGAAGGGGCCACCCACCCAUCGUCUGUCUUGCGGCCAGUCACCCUACACGGAAACGACAACGUGGGAGCGGAGGUACUGCAUCCUCACGGACAGCCAGCUGGUGCUGCUCAACAAGGAGAAGGAGAUACCUGUGGAGGGAGGACAGGAGCAGCAGACAGAUUCCACCAAAGGGCGAUGCCUGAGGAGAACCGUCAGUGUCCCUUCCGAGGGCCAGUUUCCUGAGUACCCACCAGAGGGCGCCACUAAACUGGAGGUGCCGGCAGAAAGGUCCCCCCGCAGACGGAGUAUCUCAGGGACCAGUACAUCAGAGAAACCCAACUCCAUGGACACUGUAAAUACCUCACCCUUCAAAGUACCAGGGUUCUUCAGCAAGCGCCUGAAAGGCUCCAUCAAGAGGACCAAAAGCCAAUCAAAGCUUGACAGAAACACGAGCUUUCGGCUUCCAUCCCUUCGUAACACGGAUGACAGGGCUCGUGGUCUGCCUAAACUGAAAGAGUCACGUUCCCAUGAGUCCUUGCUGAGCCCUUGCAGUGCAGUUGAGUGUCUGGAUCUUGGCAGAGGAGAGCCCGUGUCAGUGAAACCACUGCAUAGUAGCAUCCUUGGACAAGAUUUCUGCUUUGAGGUUACCUACUUAAGUGGAAGUAAAUGCUUCAGCUGUAACUCCGCUUCAGAGAGAGAUAAGUGGAUGGAAAACCUUCGUAGGACAGUUCAACCAAAUAAGGACAAUUGCAGACGAGCUGAAAAUGUUCUUCGUUUAUGGAUCAUUGAAGCCAAGGACCUUGCCCCUAAAAAGAAAUAUUUCUGUGAACUGUGCCUUGAUGAUACCCUCUUUGCUCGUACAACCAGCAAGACCAAAGCAGAUAAUAUUUUCUGGGGCGAACAUUUUGAAUUCUACAGCCUUCCACCUCUUCAUAGCAUCACAGUUCACAUUUAUAAAGAUGUGGAAAAAAAGAAAAAAAAAGACAAGAAUAAUUAUGUCGGGCUAGUCAACAUUCCCACUGCCAGUGUGACUGGUCGCCAGUUUGUAGAAAAGUGGUACCCAGUGAGUACCCCUACGCCCAACAAAGGAAAGACAGGCGGACCUUCUAUUCGGAUUAAAUCGCGGUUCCAAACUAUCACCAUUCUGCCUAUGGAGCAAUACAAAGAAUUUGCAGAAUUUGUCACCAGCAACUACACCAUGCUGUGCUCUGUCCUUGAACCAGUAAUUAGUGUGAGAAAUAAAGAGGAGUUGGCUUGUGCCUUAGUACACAUUCUUCAAAGUACCGGCAGAGCCAAGGAUUUUCUGACCGACUUGGUGAUGUCUGAGGUGGAUCGCUGUGGAGAGCAUGAUGUCUUGAUCUUCAGAGAGAACACCAUUGCCACCAAAUCCAUUGAGGAAUACCUCAAGUUGGUGGGACAACAGUAUCUUCAUGACGCAUUGGGGGAGUUCAUCAAAGCUCUGUACGAGUCAGAUGAGAACUGUGAGGUGGAGCCCAGCAGGUGUUCCUCUAGUGAACUGAUAGAGCAUCAGAGCAACCUGAAAAUGUGCUGUGAGCUGGCUUUCUGCAAGAUCAUCAACUCGUACUGUGUUUUCCCUCGUGAGUUGAAAGAAGUGUUUGCGUCAUGGAAGCAGCAGUGCCUGAACCGUGGCAAACAGGACAUCAGCGAGCGGCUCAUCAGUGCCUCGUUAUUUCUGCGUUUUCUGUGCCCAGCCAUUAUGUCUCCCAGUCUUUUCAACCUGAUGCAAGAGUAUCCUGAUGACCGCACGUCUCGGACUCUGACUCUAAUUGCCAAGGUCAUUCAGAACCUGGCUAACUUUGCCAAAUUUGGUAACAAAGAAGAAUACAUGGCAUUCAUGAAUGAUUUUUUAGAACAUGAAUGGGGUGGAAUGAAGCGCUUUCUUUUGGAGAUCUCUAAUCCGGACACCAUCUCGAACACGCCAGGCUUUGAUGGUUACAUUGAUCUGGGCCGAGAGCUUUCAGUUUUGCAUUCCUUACUGUGGGAAGUAGUUUCCCAACUUGAUAAGGGUGAAAAUUCCUUCCUACAGGCGACCGUGGCAAAAUUGGGACCUCUCCCUCGAGUUCUUGCUGAUAUUACCAAGUCUCUGACUAAUCCUACACCAAUACAACAGCAACUAAGACGCUUCACUGAGCAUAACUCCAGUCCAAAUGUCAGUGGAAGCCUCUCCUCUGGGCUGCAGAAAAUAUUCGAAGACCCCACUGACAGUGAUUUGCAUAAACUAAAAUCUCCAAGCCAGGACAACACUGAUAGCUACUUCAGAGGGAAAACAUUACUGCUGGUGCAGCAAGCGUCCUCCCAGAGCAUGACUUACUCUGAAAAGGAUGAGAAGGAAAGUAGCCUUCCUAACGGUCGGAGCAUCUCCCUCAUGGACCUUCAGGACACUCACGCUGCUCAGGUGGAGCAUGCGCCUGUCAUGCUCGAUGUGCCUAUGCGCUUAACUGGAAGCCAGCUUUCCAUAACCCAGGUGGCCAGCAUCAAACAACUGCGGGAAACCCAGAGCACUCCCCAGAGCGCACCCCAAGUGAGAAGGCCCCUGCACCCGGCCUUGAACCAGCCAGGCAGCCUCCAGCCCUUGUCAUUCCAGAACCCUGUCUAUCACCUCAAUAACCCAAUUCCGGCAAUGCCAAAGGCCUCUGUGGAUUCGAGUUUGGAGAACCUAAGCACUGCCAGUUCCAGAAGCCAAAGUAACAGUGAGGAUUUCAAACUCAGCGGGCCCAGCAAUAGCAGCAUGGAAGAUUUCACCAAACGCAGCACCCAGAGCGAGGAUUUCUCCAGGCGGCAUACUGUGCCAGACAGACACAUACCUCUUGCUCUGCCACGGCAGAAUAGUACCGGGCAGGCCCAGAUCCGGAAAAUGGACCAGGCUGGGUUAGGUGCCCGAGCCAAAGCCCCGCCAUCCCUGCCACAUAGUGCUUCCUUACGUAGCACGGGGAGCAUGUCGGUGGCCUCUGCAGCCCUCAUGGCCGAACCUGUGCAGAAUGGGAGCCGGUCCCGGCAGCAGUCUUUCUCCUCCAGAGAGAGCCCUGUUCCCAAAGUGAGAGCGAUCCAGAGACAACAAACACAGCAGGUUCAAUCACCUGUGGACUCUGCCACAAUGUCCCCAGUAGAGAGGACAGCAGCCUGGGUUCUGAACAAUGGACAAUAUGAAGAGGAUGUGGAAGAAACUGAGCAAAAUCAAGAUGAAUCCAAGCACGCUGAGAAGUACGAGCAGGAAAUCACGAAGCUGAAGGAGCGCCUGCGAGUGUCCAGCCGGCGGCUGGAGGAGUAUGAACGCCGCUUGCUGGUGCAGGAGCAGCAGAUGCAGAAGCUGCUGCUGGAGUACAAGGCGCGGCUGGAGGACAGCGAGGAGCGCCUGCGCAGGCAGCAGGAGGAGAAGGACAGCCAGAUGAAAAGCAUCAUCAGCAGGCUCAUGGCUGUGGAAGAGGAACUGAAGAAGGACCACGCUGAGAUGCAAGCCGUUAUUGAUGCAAAGCAAAAAAUAAUUGAUGCACAGGAAAAACGGAUCGUGUCCCUGGAUUCGGCCAACACCAGACUGAUGAGCGCACUGACCCAAGUGAAGGAGCGAUACAGUGUGCAGGUCCGCAAUGGCAUCUCCCCCACCAACCCCACCAAGCUUUCCAUCACGGAGAAUGGUGAAUUCAAAAACAGCAGCUGCUGACGGGCUCUGUGAAUAGACAGACUGUGGGAGGAGACAGAAGGAAAUCUCCCCGCUCUCCUGUCCCCAGUCCUUUCCCCAACCCCGCCAGGUUUACAGAAUGUUGCUACUUCAAAACAGCAGAUGGCGAGAAACUCUUGAAUGAAGAAGGAACCUUGUCUUUCAGGGCAGAAGGCUAAGCCUUCCAAGGUCGACGCUUUCCCCCCAUGUCUCUUGUGUACAUAGGGAAUUUAGUUCUGGGCCAUGUACAGAAAAUACCACUGUAAUAUACCAAAAGGAAGUUAAUAAUGUAGAUUACCUUUUUAAUUAUUACUAUUUUUAUUAUUGUUUUCCUCUUGUUGAAAGCACUGCAGUUGUUAGAGGAGGAAAAAGUAGGAACGAUGUGUGAGUGAGAAAUGAGCCCAGGGGCUCAGUAGGUAGAGACCAAGUGUCUAUCUGAUAGACAUAGGAUAUCGUCAGAAUGGAUUUUUCAGGGAUUCCCCUGCCAGUCUAAAAACCCCACUCUGGCCCCCUUGUCCUGUAGGAGAACAUGCAAAUACCAAGAACCAAACAAAACAAUUUAUCCCAUUGGCCAACCCAAGACUGGUUCCGGACGGACGGCUAAUCUGAUUUGGGAAUGCGAGGUCUCGGAAAACACAGAUAAGAGCUGUGGCAUCAAAACAGGACUUUAGGAGUGAUUUCUAUUGAACUCCUGUUGAUGUUUAUUUCCUUCUGCCUAGAGCAGAUGGGAAUUUUCCACUUUAGAUAGGGGGCUUUUUUUUAACUCCAGUUGUAAUAAAGGGUGUUCUUUUUUUCCUCUUUAGAGUUUACAGAACUAUAAAUAUUCGUGUCUCUGCAUACUGUCUCCAUCUGCACCACCCACUGCCCUCUCCUCCCCAUGGUGGGAGCAGUCAUCACAACAGGGUUUACUCUCCCCUGGAGAGGUUGUCCAAAUAUGCUGUCCAUAAGCCAUCCAAAAGAAACACCCUUUCUUCCACACAGAAAAGGGCUAAUCAUACCAUAGCAGGAAUCUCUGACUAUUUCCUAUUAAAAGACAAAAACGAAAAAACA
Messenger RNA from Panthera uncia (snow leopard), 5979 nucleotides. RefSeq names its product RAS protein activator like 2 (gene RASAL2). The transcript is spliced from 18 exons. The coding region runs from base 673 to 4932 and encodes 1419 amino acids. NCBI's taxonomy places the organism in Eukaryota, Metazoa, Chordata, Mammalia, Carnivora, Felidae. Gene Ontology annotation, biological process: regulation of GTPase activity. The record is from RefSeq and is a predicted model, not a curated record.